Messenger RNA from Salmo salar (Atlantic salmon), 2462 nucleotides. RefSeq names its product carbohydrate sulfotransferase 12. Gene Ontology annotation, molecular function: sulfotransferase activity. Gene Ontology annotation, biological process: carbohydrate biosynthetic process; proteoglycan biosynthetic process. Gene Ontology annotation, cellular component: membrane. The record is from RefSeq and is a predicted model, not a curated record. NCBI's taxonomy places the organism in Eukaryota, Metazoa, Chordata, Actinopteri, Salmoniformes, Salmonidae.
UUUGCAGUGCUCGGUUCUCGGGUCCCGUCCGGUUGCUUUGUGUGCUCUACUAUGUGCUGCUCUCUCUCCCUCGUCUACCGACCAUACUUGACACCCUGUACAACGUCGAGGGGCCAGCUAGCCAGCGCGCGACCAUGGAAGCAAACAAAGAGGUGUUGUCGUCGGCAACCAGGAAGUGUUUCCCUUAGUGACCGUCGGGCCAUGGAGCUGAGAUAACUCCGCCCCUUCUGCUGUGGUAACCAUGGGAACGUCCCGAUGCUUCCGUCUGGCGUUCCUGCUGGGGUCUGUGUUAAUGGUCCUGCUCAUCAUCCUCUAUUGGGACGACGUGGGAGCGCUCAAUCUCUACCCCCACGACCCUCAUGACCUUUACCCCCACGACCCUCACCCCCACCCCACCUCACCCAGCUCCUCCACACCCACCAAAACCCCACCCAGGGACACAGAGGAGCAAACGACCCACAGACCCCCCAGAACCACAGAGCCUGACCGGCCUGGAGAGGGGAGGAGGGCGACCCCCAAACCCCCAGGGGAGGAACACCCCCUCCCCCAAGUAGCAGACUCCUCAGAGCUGGAGGAGAUGUGGAGAGGAGAGGAAGGGAAGCGAGAAGAGGAGAGAGUGAGGCAGGCGGAGGAGAAAAGAGAGGAGGAGGGGAGGAGACAAGAGGAGAGGAGGAGGCGGAUCAGUGAUAUGUGUUACGGGAACGGAACAUUAGAAUUCCCAGGAAAAUUCCGGACGUUUGACCAGAUUCCCAACCGGGAGUUAAACCACCUGAUAGUAGACGACAGACAUGAGAUCAUCUACUGCUACGUUCCCAAGGUAGCAUGUACUAACUGGAAGCGUGUAAUGGUGGUUCUCUCUGAGGGUCUGCUGGCUCCGGAUGGACAACCUUACCGCGACCCCCAGGCCCUGCCCCCUGACCUCAUACACAACUCCUCCCUGCACCUCACCUUCUCCAAGUUCUGGCGUAGGUAUGGCCGUCUCUCCCGUCACCUGAUGAGGGUGAAACUGCAGAGUUACACCAAGUUCCUGUUUGUCCGCGACCCCUUCGUCCGACUCAUCUCCGCCUUCCGGAACAAGUUCCAACAGCCCAACGAAGACUUCUACCGCCAGUUUGGCUCCGUCAUGCUACGUCGUUAUGGAAAGGAAAACGGGACCUCCAGGGUUCCGGAGUCAGCGGCGGAGGCGUUCAAAGCGGGGAUCCAGCCGUCGUUCUCGGAGUUCGUCCGGUAUCUCCUCGACCCCCAGACGGAGCAGGAGCAGCCAUUCAACGAACACUGGCGCCAGGUGUACCGGCUCUGUCACCCCUGUCAGAUCCAGUAUGAUUUCAUCGGCACGCUGGAAAACCUGGAGGACGACUCGGAUCAGUUGCUCCGGAUCCUGGGCCUGGAAGACCAGAUAAAGUUCCCGUCUAGCAACCGGAACCGCACGGCGGCCAGCUGGGAACGGGAUUGGUUCGCUGAGGUUCCGGCCGAGUUGAGGAGGAAGCUGUACAGUUUGUAUGAGCCAGACUUUGAGCUGUUUGGGUAUACUAAACCAGAGAGUCUGCUCCAUCACUGACAGGCUGUUUGGGUAUCCUAAACCAGAGAGUCUGCUCCAUCACUGACAGGCUGUUUGGGUAUCCUAAACCAGAGAGUCUGCUCCAUCACUGACAGGCUGUUUGGGUAUCCUAAACCAGAGAGUCUGCUCCAUCACUGACAGGCUGUUUGGGUAUCCUAAACCAGAGAGUCUGCUCCAUCACUGACAGGCUGUUUGGGUAUCCUAAACCAGAGAGUCUGCUCCAUCACUGACAGGCUGUUUGGGUAUCCUAAACCAGAGAGUCUGCUCCAUCACUGACAGGCUGUUUGGGUAUCCUAAACCAGAGAGUCUGCUCCAUCACUUGAUGCCUUACACAUGUGGCUGAGAGCCGUGGAUUCGAACCCUGUAUACAUGCAAGCCUGCCGCAAGGCUGUGCUGUUAGCCCACUGAGCUAAAGCCUAGGCUAGCUCUCCACGAUCAGGAGAGAAGAACCAUUUAAGCGUUUUUUUUCAAAAGGGAAUAGUGCUGUAAAAAAAUGUUUUUAAAUAAAGUUUUUGGGGGAAAUAAAUUGCUUAGUCAUUUGUGUGUGUUUUAUCCCACUUUCACACAGAGAGUAGAGUUCAAUUGUAUAUCAUUAUUAUUUAUUUCUAAAGGUAGGUAAUAUUUUAAGAACAAAUUGUUAUUUACAAUGACGGCCUACCAAUUGUGUGCCGCCCUAUGGGACUCCCCAUCACGGCUGGAUGUGAUACAGCCUGGAUUCGAACCAGGUACUGCAGUGACACCUCUUGCACUUCGAUGCAGUGCCUUAGACCGCUGUGCCGCUCAGGAGCCAUGACAUGUGGCAGAUACACUGGACCAAAUGUUUAAUAAUGUAUCACUUUAUGUCUGCCUCACUCUUUAAAAUGAAUGGAUUUAUUAGGUAAAAUUGAAUAAAUGUUUUGACGAG